Messenger RNA from Petromyzon marinus (sea lamprey), 7896 nucleotides. The record is from RefSeq and is a predicted model, not a curated record. Lineage: Eukaryota; Metazoa; Chordata; Hyperoartia; Petromyzontiformes; Petromyzontidae.
CGUGGUUAAGGGCGUGGUACAACCUGUCCGGGGCGUGGCCUCGUAGCUCAAAGGCCGCGUGGUGGAGGCGGCGGCGUGGAGACCACGGGGCGGAUUCCAGCGGUAGUAGGGGCAGCAGCAGCAGCGUCGGCGGUCUCGCCGAGCUGUACGGUAAAGCCCUCCUAUUUCCUCCACACCCCAUCACAAUUAGAGAGAGAGAGAGACACAUCACCCAGCAGCAGCAACAACUCCAGUACUCAACCGAGCCAGCUAGCCGGUGGGCCUGCCCUACUUAAAGACUUUGCCGCGUGUUUGGUUGUGGAGGGGAGGGGGGUUUAGAGGAGAAACCAAACCAAUCUGAUAUCCCGUUCGGUCGGCUCAACAGUUCACCCGACAAAUCAACCAACCAACCGAGCCAGGCAGCCAGGCAGCCAGCCAGCGCGUGGCUAGUUCAGGUGUAGGUCCGAGUCGUGAGUGUGGUUAGACCGGGCUCGCGUGCUGCUUUACAUUGAUCGCGGUUUAGACCGCGAUCUGGCUUGGGCUGUGCCCGUGGCUAUACCCCCCCCCCCCCCCCCUCCAAUUAGAGUGGUUAGACCGGGCCGCCGGUGUGGUUUAAAAGACGGUGUGCGGCGUUGGCCGGGCUAAGGUGCAGUUAAGAAGACGACCACCCCCCCCCCCCCCCGGCUGCUGUGGUCAGCAUCAGGGGGCUGUGGUCAGCAUCAGGGGGCUGUGGUCAGCAUCAGGGGGCUGUGGUCAGCAUCAGGGGGCUGCCGCUCGCUGCUCGCUUGGCCCCGGGUAUGCCCGGCCGCCAUGGCGGGGAGUCCGGAACGCGGGGCCCACUCCGUCACCUCAUCGACCACCACCAGCGCCGCCUCGGCUUCGUCGGCCGCCGUCGCCUCGUUCCUCCGCCGCUUCUUGGAGGAGUUCGGCCCGCCCCUGGGAGACGAGGCGACCAUGCCCGUGAGGCCCGGCUGUUCGGGCUGGGUGACGGACGGCGAGCUCCGGGGAGAGAGCCUCGACACGGCCCUGCAGCUGCUCGCCGCCAAACACAAAGCGCCGUUUGCGUUGGCGCUGGCGAUCGCUCGAGCCGCAGCCGAGAGGGUGCCGCAGCAGGACCUCGGCCCUCACCAGCGCGAGGCCAGGGAGUGCGACGGAGAGGGAGAGCCCCGGCAGUAUGACGCGUACAAGCUCGCGCGUGUGGUGUGCAACUGCGUGCGGGAGGUGUGUGAAGCCUGGCUGGACGACCUCCCACCAUUGCGCACAUCGCCACGCCACUUCCAAACGUCACUGCACGCCGUCAAGAACAGCCGGCGCAAGAUGGAAGACCGGCACGUCGUGCUGCCCGACUUGAAUGCCCUGUUGGGCCUGGAAGACGCAGAGGAGCAGCAGCAGCAGCAGACGUACCUCGCCGUGUUUGACGGCCACGGCGGGGUGGAGGCCGCAGUGUACGCGGCCACGCACCUGCACGUGAACCUCUUGCAGCAGGAGAUGCUGGCGCGGGACCCGGCUCGUGCCCUCCGGGAGGCCUUCAGCCUCACCGACCGCAACUUUGUGCAGAAGGCCGUCCGAGAGAACCUGCGCAGCGGCACGACGGGCGUGGUGGCGCUGGUGCGCGGGGACAUGCUACACGUGGCGUGGCUCGGGGACUCGCAGGCCCUGCUUGUCAGGGACGGCUGCCCCGUCGAGAUCAUGACUCCGCACAAGCCCGAGCGAGAGGACGAGAAGAAGCGAAUUGAAGCGCUAGGAGGGUGCGUGGUGUGGUUCGGGGCCUGGCGAGUCAAUGGCACCCUCUCUGUGUCCAGGGCUAUCGGCGACGCGGACUACAAGCCGUACAUCUGCGGCGACGCCGAGAGUGCAUCGGUGCGUCUCGACGGCACGGAGGACUACCUGCUGCUCGCGUGCGAUGGCUUCUUCGACACGGUGCGGCCCGACGAGGCGGUUUCCGUGGCCGCCGCUCACCUGCGCAAGUGCCGGGAUGCCGGCACAGCGGAGGACGAAGGCUGCCGGCCCGCCGGCCUGGCGCAACGUCUCGUCACGGCCGCUCGUGACGCCGGCUCCGGUGACAACAUCACCGUCAUCGUGCUGUUCCUACGCGAUCCCGGCACCGUCGUGGUGGACGUGGCGGGCCCGGGCCACUCGGACGGAGUGAAGCCGUGCCGUGGUGGCAGUGGCAGCGGUGAAGAGGAGGAGGAGGAGGAGGAGAUGGCGGUGGUGAAGGAACCGCGCGAGGCAGAGAAGGGGAUGGUCGCCCACGAGGCGCGGAGAACCUCCGAGUCCGAGGGGGGCAGCGGUGGCGGCCCAGCUCCGCUUGGCGCCUGCGAGUAAAAGCCCGAGGGCACGAGCGGAGGUCGGGUCGUGGGGAUGAAUCGUGAGCACUACCCCAGGCUCGCCCCAUUGUUUUUCUUUUCUUUUACGGCAGGGCAAUAAACACCAGCAGUACCCCAUGUGCAGCAGAGAAGAUACAUUGGACAGUAGUUUUGUGUGUUAUAAUGGUGGGUGUUUUGGGGACAGGCCUACUAAAAAAGAUGUUGGGAUGCAAUUCGGGCAUCUUUGUCUGCAGUGACUAACACUAAGAAGAGCAUCGUUUCUGCUGGUAGUUUGAUUAUUUUCUUAGUUUUCAUCGUUAAGAGUAAGGUUUAGUUACGUGUUUUUUUUUCUCCCUAAAUUGAGUGUAAUGCACUUACGGCGUCAAGCGAAAUCAUUCGUGCCUUUUUUUGCAAAUAACCGACCAUAUCACCUCUUCAUUAAGUUUUGCAGUCGCUCAAUGAAAUGGGCCGUUGCCUUCUUAUUCUCCAGGCAGUGGGCCAUCUUGAAAGAUGACCACGGACAACAAGGGUUACUGCAACUUUUGACUUCAUGGUGGUGACAGAAAUCGUUUUCCUAGGGUGCAGCUUUGAAACGGUUUUGGGGAUGGGAGCAGUUGCUUGCUAGGGCUGUGCCUGGUCGAGAAUGGAGUUCGAAUAGCCUUCUAGAUUUUUUCUGAUCAGUCCCCACCCCCCCCCCCCCCCCCACCACGUGCAGCUUGUAUGUACGUCAAACAUCUUACGCACCGUACAUAUCCAACGGUGCUAAUCGGAGGUUAAUCUGCACUCUGCGCAUUCGAUGAAACAAUUGAUGGGCCGGGGGUGUGGGGGAUCGACUCGCUGGUUAGUAACGUGUCCAGUUUAUCAAAGCCUGCACAGGGAGUCUCGCACUUAACGUUAAUCGGUGCCGUUGGCAGUUUUCCUAAGUUUCUGUGAAGCUCUCCGUUAGAAAUACUCACGCUUUCAUUUGCCAAAAGUGGUGGAGGAAGUGCGGUCAGCCACUUAAAAGGAAUUGUUGUGAGCAGCGCGACUCGGGUCUCUGUAGAAAUAAUUUGUGGCCCGCUUGGGAAUGGGGAAAACCAGCACUUGAGAUGGCCUUCCUGUGCAAUUACAGCGCUAGCGAGAGUUAACGGCAGGACUUUCGAUUGGUCAGUUUCCAGUACACGUUGCGAGCUUGGCGUGAUUGCAAACGGAGCACUUAAAUGAAUUUAUAAUUGCCCUCAGUUUGGGGGUGGGGCAGGCAUGAAAAUAAUAAUUAAGUCUCUAUCGAUGUAUGGUGUGAACAUUUUAACUUGGGGUCUCCGAUAGGCUUUAAAAUUUUAUUCAAAUCAUGUAAUGCGUGACCGGCGGUGGAUAAGAAUAAUGUGACGACUUGCCAAGGAAAGCCCAAGUCCUUCAAGCAAUAUUAAUUUUCAAGAGAGACCCUGCUUAGGGACGUUAGACUGUAUUUCUCGAGUAUUUUUUUUUGUGCGCAUGUGGGAGACAAACCAUUGUGCCCGGAGAACACCCACCCAUGCGUGGCGAUAACUCGCCCUCCGUGAGCAACCUACUUGCUCUGUUGCCGUGCUGCCUGUCUAUGCGAUCCGUAGACCUCCGACGCCUUGCAGGUUGCAUGUCGGCACGGCCCUACUUGACGCGAGCUUGGUGAUCGGUGAGGACUUUUUUUUUUCCUUUCUAAUUGUUGAUUUGUCUCAGGAUGCAGAGUCGGGAGCAAAUCCCACACUGCCGCUAACACCGCUAUUGGCACGUCGCAGACACACAUUCGAGCCCACGCGUGGGACAGUGCAGUGUUUUGAGUCGCUCUCUACGAUGCUCGCUGGUGAGAGUUACUUUGGAGUGAUCGCGCACCUCCGUGCGACGUGAGGAUUUUGGAAUAAGUUGACAGCCCACGUCGUGCACGGCAAAUCCCUUUUCAAGUGCAUGCGUGCGCGCACGCACGCACGCACGCACACACACACACACGCACACACGCACACACGCGCUCUUGACUGCCAUUAGCGGAAGUGUAACUACAAUCGUCGGACGUGCACUCAGGCUCUCUCUGGGGAUAGCACAAUCGAGCCAUCUCUUUAGUCGACGACUAUUACUUCUUCUGCUGGUACAGGUCUCCAGUCUUGGGGAUGGUACUAGGAUGUCAAAUUGGGAGUCCAGACCCUGAUAUACAUUUAACUGUUCAGCUGUCGCACAUUUCGCCAUCACGGUGAUGUGUGUGUGUGUAAGCAUGGCCGUUUCUGCCCCAUUCCCAACUCUAACCAGCUUUCCUGGACCCCCCCCCCCCAUAACUAAAUCUAUGACAUUUACUAGUGCCACCCCUGACACUUAAAAGGUGCAAUAAGUGAUUUGCAGAACACAGAACAGUUACCUGUCCUUCCAUUUGGUGGCAUCGGGGCACACGACUGCCAUUUCUCUUUAAAGCAUGACACCACUUCCCGUUUAUUGACUUGAAAGCUUUAAGUCGCACACGGUAUAUUUCUUUUUUUUAUGCGAGGGGUAAACUUGAAUACAAUAGCUGUAGAUGACGUAUCAUUAGACAGCUGGGUGAUGGCUAGCCAUGCAGGUCGUUGGCAAACCUACAAAUGCAAUGUUAUGCAGUUGGCUGGCAGGACCGACGGAUUGAAUUUUGGUGGCAUAAGUUCACUACUGCCUUUUACUUUUCAUCGAAGCUGAAGAAAAUAUUUCUCGCUUCGCUGCUAACGGCUGCACGCUCGUCAGUGUUGGGGAUUUUUUUUUCCGUCGGUGUCCGUCUCGGGCUGUCGCCGACUUUAAGGCGAGUUGAACGUAAGCUACCAACGUCACUUAUUGCGCCUUUUAAAAAAAAACUACUUUCCUUCAUAAAACAAACCAAAGUUAAGAAAAAAAACGUUUUUCGGUGAAUGUUUUCAGCAAUGCAUUAGAGGGAUACUUUAUAUUUUAGGAAAAAUGUAGCAGAGCACACCUGCUACAUUUUGACAAUACCGUGGAUGACUUGGGUAGGUAGGGUGUAGCCGCUCUGUAAAUAUCUGCGCAUUUUUGAAACAAGUGGCAUUAUUAUCACCAUGACGAUGUAAACCUUGCCGACUUUGCCAAUUAACGCGAAUCAACGAAACUGCUUGCAGAUUUAAAUGAGCAGGGAGCGUGGUUCUAGAAGUUUGUUUAGUUUUUGUGCAGAUUUUGCAUUGUGCAGGAAUAAUAAUGUUUUACCUGCCAAGUUACACAAGGGCUUAGUUGUAGAGGAGUCGGGUUUAAUGGGCUUACAGAAACAUGAUAAACUGAAAUUGCCCUCCUACGUUUGUGUCGGGGUGAAAGCGAGUGUUUUUGUAAACAAGUGCAGCUACAUGUAUAAAAGUGAGUUAGUGUAAAAUGGUGUACAUAAGAAGACAAGUGCGGUGUGCAGACCACACAACGGUGCAAGUUUGUUAACCAAAAUAACUUGUUAGGUCGGGUGUGGAGGAUGGAAGGGAGGAGGUGAUGCGUGUGUGGAUGUUCACAUUUAAUUGCAUGCUUUUUGACUAUAUAUGAGCGCCACCGCGGUGAGAUGUUAACUACCUCGCCUGGUAUACGGGAGGUCGUAGGUUCGAUCUCAACCCCUGACGCCUGCUGUAUAUUUGGAGUUUGCAUGUUCUCCCUGUGGUCGUGUGGAUUUUUCUCCAGGUCUUCCGGUGACUUUCCUCCACAUUUAGAAACAUGCGUUCAGAGUAAUUGGCUGCUAAAAAUUUCCAUGUAAGCCAAUUCCUUGAGCUAUCACUUGUGGUCGGGUCGCUUUGGAAAAAGAGCUACAUAGCUCCAUGGGCCCUUACCUGGUCAAAUAACAAAAAAAAUAGUAAAACAAAAUAUUCAUAUUUGUUUGUUUGCAUCUCAAAAGGGAGACUUCUGUUACAGUGUGCAGGCUGUGGUAUUGAUGUUCGCCAUCGCUGAUGGGUUCGCGGAAUGGAUUCGUUCUUAUUAUUAUUAUGACCGUUUUGCCAUUUGUAAAAAAAAAAUACAUACCGUUGUCUUAUUAUGCUACGCAGUAUUUUCGUGUUUAUUUAAGGUUGAGAGUUUCAUUUCGAAUUUCAAAAGUCGGGAGAAUUGAGCACUAGACUACAGCAACGUUUGUCUGUUUCACGCAACCUCUGUGGUAAGAAUUCGGUCUCUUUCGAUAAGCUGUUCCUGGUGUUUGUGCACGCACGUGGGGCCGACCUUUGAGGAACUAUGGUGCUUCGGUUUCAGUGUUACGCUCUCUUGCUCCGGCGAACAUCUUGCACGGAUUACCUUCUGUAGACGUCCAUUGCAGGACACAUUGAGCUGCUGAAGCCGGGAGUUCAUUCGAGGUAACGAGUUGUACUGCAUCCAAGGUUUCAGGACGUAAGAAGCGUUAACGCGUGCAAGGUUUAUCGUUACCCAAUACGCGCCUGUCCACCUGUGCCUUGUGACCUUAUCUUGCCUGAAAUGACAGCAUCGCCUGGUCCUUGUUUGUGCUUUUAUCAGCGUCUUAACGAGCGUGUAUAGUCCUGCGCCGCCCGUUGCCGUGUGUCAACGGUCUGCGCUUCUUCGUAAUUGAGGCACCAACAUCCCAACGUGGCCACCCUUGUGGGGUUGGAGGCGGCGUUUUGUGCCCAGUUUGUCGUCCAUGCACUUCACCCUCGCCGCGUGGAUUAAAUUGUCGGGAAUGAAUUGCCCUCCCAGUGUCUUUGCCCCCCCCCCCCCAAUAAUAUGGCCAUAAUCGUUUUUAUUGCUGUUGGAGGUGGGGUUUUUUUCAUCUCCUUGAAUAAACUUGAAUUUUGAUGUGAAAAUUAACUGGGGAGAAAAAUAAAAGUUUAAUGAAAUUAUUGGUUGUGGCUUCUUAUCCCCCGAUUUGUAUAAUUCGGCCUCAAAUGUGAAACUAUCUUGGUGCUGCGGUUGUGACAACGCCAUGAACAUUCACGUGCCACCACGUCUGCGAAUGCCAGAGUAGUAAACGUGUUCUCAUCUUGACUACCAACUAUAAUCUGGAGUGGUUUUGCCCGUAGAGCUGUACCACUGAAUAGUUUCUUGCUCAAUAGUCCAUCCAACUUAUGUACAUGAAGCACAACACUAAGCUUAUAUUGCAUAACCUUUAUCAUUUCCCUUGGAUAUAUGAUUUUUAUACUUGAUGUUCAUUACAAUGAAGCUUUUGGGGUUGGAAUUUAUGUGUUAAAUGCAAAACUAUUCUACCGAUUUAGAACGGGAAAGUUUGGUUUAAAAUGCACCCACUGUGAGGUCUGUUUCUGAAAAUGGCCAAAUGAUGCUUGUGACUGCUUGCUUGUUUUUGUGUACUAGUAAGAAUAAUAAUAAUAGAGCAUGGUGCAUGUUGGCUUUUUUGGGAAGAGUUUGAGAAUUAUCAAUAUGCUAUAGUACAUUAGUGGCAGCGGGUGUUUAAUUAAAAAAAAACACAAGCUUAUUUAUGUUGAAUUAUUUAUUUACCAAAAAACAUAAACAAGCCUAAAUUUCAAGUGCUGUCCUUUUUUUUAGUCCUGUUCAAUCAUGGGGUUACUGUUUUCCUAUUUGUAUUUUUCUAGUGGGUCACUCACUGUACUCCUUAAAACGAGUCCUCCUUAACACCUCUGCUGGUCUGAGCUUAAGUUCUUCACAGUAUUACCUUCAAUUCCUACAAAUAAACGAUGUAUAUGAAACUUGG